AUUCUUUCCAUUUUUACAUCGCUGGAGAGAUCUUUAGGUCGAUGACAACGACAGUAUGGACUCAUGCCACUCCCUCCCAGGUGUAAGAGUUAGACGGGGAGACGUAGCAGGUUUGGAGUGUAAUAAUAUUGUUUAGUAGAUCAGAGUGUGUUGAAGAAAAACCAGAUCAGUCAUGCCAUUCAAGUGGAGAUUAAAGAAGACAAGAAGCUAUGAGAUUUCUUCCAAGAACUCUUUUAUUGUUGGCGUGUACCUUCUGGAUAAUUCUUUCUUGGAAUGUACCUUGAAUUCCGAAAGCACUGGUCAGGAAUGCCUAGACAGCAUUGCCCAAAGAAUAGAACUUACAGAGACAUACUACUUUGGCCUUCGAUUUGUUACAAAGAAGCUGCAGUUUCACUGGAUUGAUUUGGAAAGGCCAUUGAAAAGACAGCUUGACAAAUAUGCUCAACCGUCAUGCCACCCACAUUGUCUAUACUUUGGUGUCAUGUUCUACGUUGCAUGUGCACAUAAAAUCAGCGAUGAAGUUGCAAGAUACCACUACUACCUGCAGCUGAAGAAUGACAUCAUCGAUGGCCGUUUACCUUGUUCAGUUGAGCAGGCGAUCAGGCUAGCAGCAUUUACUUUGCAGGUGGAAUUUGGUGAUCAUGAACAGGACAAAUAUACUGUUGAAUACUUCAAAGAUUGCCAUUUGCUUCCAAAGAAUAUGACCAAAGAUGAUGCAACUUACACAGACCUUCUUGGGGAAGUGAUGGCAGCUCAUGCAAGUCUUCAGGGUCUUCCAUCUGCUCGUGCAGAGAUUCAGUACAUCAAAGAUGUGCUUUUGAUGGAUGGCUAUGGCUGUGAUUACUAUGUGGCCAAGGAUGAAUCAAGAAAAGAUUUGUACUUGGGAACAUCCUAUGCUGGUGUCUUUGCAAGAUACCUUGAUGGACAGCCUACAGUUUAUUACAGGUGGCCUGAGAUUGCUCGCCUAACUCAAAAUAAAAAGGCUUUUGAGAUAGACACUUCAAAAAGUUCAGUGCAGUUCCAAAUGGAAGACACAGAGACAGCCAAAUAUGUAUGUCGCCUUGGACAACUGCAGCAUAAGUUUUACAAAUCCAGUCGCAGCAAUCUCAGUGGAAGCAUGGAGGAUGUGAGUCUCAUCGACACUGACAGCACGCUCUUUCAGGAUAACCAUCAAGCACAGAUAACACAGGCAGAGACAACACAAGAGCUGACUCAGUCCCAGACCUCCCUUGUCUACCAGCAAGAUCAACGCAUAACUCAAGAUGCCCCUCAGACAGUCACAACUCACGAUUACUACCGCCACUCACAGCAGAGCCUGGACAGUGCCUUGUCGGAAGUGCAGCAGCAUUUUCAGCAGCAGCAGCAGCUGCAGCACAGUCAGAGUGACAUUAUCAUCAAUGGCAGUGUCUACACAGUCAGCACUCCAUCUCAAGCAACCUCAACCACCUCAGUGCCUCAGGCUGAUCCGGUGUAUGUGAACAGGGCUGCCCUUCUACCAGCAUACAGACCAAGUCCUGACUAUGAAACUGUUAUGAGGCAGAGAAUAGCUCAUCAGGUGCAGAUUCAGGAAACUACUCAGAACCUAGGCAGCUCGCACGUCUACUCUUACUCAGAGGGAAUGUCCUACAGUCAACCUGAAAUUCAUCAGUCGGGGUUGCAGCCUGUCUAUGCAGAAGAGGGCAACUAUGUCAAUGCUGCUGCCAUACGUAGCUAUAACCACAACAUCUAUGCCAACGUGUUUCACGAUGGACAUAGCUAUUAUGCUCACCGCGGAGGUUCUGGGGCAGUUGGUGAACGCGGAAUGAACUUAGCUGUGCAUGCUACCUACAGUUCUCCUGAACUUAAUGUCCAGCCUCACCAGACAGAACAAUACCCAUCUGGCUCCAACAGUGAGACUCUUAUCAGUGCUGAAUACCACUACAGGCCACCACCUCCUUACCCUCGCACCAGCAGCAGUACCCCUGACCUAGCCAUACAGGCCAGUCUCCCUUCUGUUGUGACAAACCAACCAGAUCUUGUUGCUUCUCAACCUCUGCUCUCUGGUGAUGGUCAAACCACAGAAAGUAAUAUCGGCACAGGACAGCUACAGUAUAGCAGCAGUGUGGAACAGGUGCCUGUGACUUCCACAGAAAGCCAUAGGGAUAAUGUUGCAGAAAGUGUUGUCUCGCAUUUGAGCCAUCUUCAAGUGACUCACCCAGCUCUGGAUCAGGAGGACACUUCUAGUGAACACUCUUGUACAACAUUCCAUGCACGGGAGUCAGAUGAAAGUUCAGAUGAGGUCAGCCACAAUGCAAACUGGCAAAGUAAGGCCAAAAUCCACAUUCGGAUGCUAGAUCCCAAAGAAGCUCCACCUCAAUCAAAGACAAAAGAAGUUGCAACUUUAAGGGAGAGCUUUCGUCGGAUGAUGAUUGCAAGAUCUGGAUCAGUGCGGAGUUCUCGCAGAAGCAUGCGUGAGUCUAGUGAGGCAAAGUCUCUGACAGAUUCAGUGAAUCUCAUGACUGUCAGCGAGCAGUUGUCUGAAAGUUACACUUUUCCAGCAUCCAAAUCUGUUCCUGGAAUGUCUAUUCCACCUGAUGUUCUUAAACACAGCAGCAUUCUUGUACCUCCAGAAAACUCUCCAGAUAUGCAAGAGAUGCUGGAGAAGUUGGGAGAUCCCCCACCAUAUCCAGGUACGAGACCAGCAGAUGAGCAGGCUCUCUCAGAGCUGGUAUCGUCUUGUAAUGUACAGAAUGACCUUUCAAGAGUUGUGCCAGCCCCAAGUAUCAUGCAGAUGGUAGCAAUAGUGCCAGAGAAAUCAGGUAUAGAUUCUGGUCAAGAUGGAGAGAGACAUCAGCAAACAAAUAAAGAACCUUGCACCACCAAAUCUGUUUCAAGUGCAGCAACUGCAGAGCAUGGGAAUAAAGAAGAAGAGCAGGAGAAUGAUAAUGCUGCCGAUUCUGGCAGUGAUUCUGAUUUAGAGAGUAGUGGCACAGUUAGGGCUCUGAACAUGGGGCCUCUUAAAAUGGCUGCCAUGAAUGGCCUGACACUGUCACGUUCAAUGGUCAUGGCUCUCAUGAACGAUGACACCAGGGCACCCAAAGAUGAAAGGAGGAAGAUUCUUGAGAGCAAGAUUUCAGAAGGUCAGAUAUUUAUUGAAUUUGAAGAGAUACCAAAGAAGGCAUCAGGCCUAGAAUGUAGCAUAGCCAAAGCUCCCCAUAACCAGCCAAGAAAUCGAUUCAAAGAUGUGCUGCCUUAUGAUGCGACACGUGUCAAACUUAACCCAAGAAAAGACAACCCAGAUGGUUAUAUCAAUGCUUCUCACAUCAAGCUGUCUGCCGCCAACAAUGCGUGGUGGUUUAUUGCAACACAAGCUCCUCUUAAAGAGACUGUACUGGAUUUCUGGCAGAUGGUGUGGGAACAAGAAGUGGAUGUUAUUGCUAUGCUUACUGCAUUUGAGGAGCUUGGAAAGCAAAAGUGUUUUGUGUACUGGCCUCAAGAAACUGGUUCUCACCAUGUGCAAAAAUAUGGAGAUUUUGAAGUGGAGCUACAGUUCAUGCACGAUUCACUGUGUUACCUGACAAGUGGAAUCAUGGUGAGGCACAUGCCCAGCCGCAAGGAGAAGAUGGUGUGGCACCUACAGUACACAGACUGGCCUGACCAUGGCUGUCCAGAAGACACAUAUGGCUUUCUUGGGUUUUUGGAUGAGGUGGAUUCGGUGUCUCGGCUGGCUGAGAGUGAGGAGGGAAGUGGAAAAAAGACACCAGUUGUGAUUCACUGCAGUGCUGGCGUGGGACGCACUGGUGUGGUGGUCUUAACCAUGGUCAUGAAGUGGUGUUUGGAGCACAAUAAUAGUGUUGACCUGCCCAAGGCACUCAGUGGAAUCCGCAAUCAACGAAUGCAUAUGGUUCAGACUCUUGGCCAGUAUCAGUUUAUCCAUGACACACUCAUUCAGUAUCUUAAGAACACACGUCUUAUCUAAAGCAUUCCUUUACAGUUGCUCUAGUGUCAUUAUUUUGUUGUCAAGAAGCUCAUUGGUCAUCGAGCCUGUAGGAAUGUUUGUGAAGUAUAAAAGUCUUUCAUAUUUUUUUUCCUUAUGGCAUAUACUGUAAUUAAAUUUUCCACUUCUGUACAUUUUGAAGCAGAUUUAUAGCGUGUGAAUGGUUAGUGCAUUGCACAAUGGUGUCAGUGUGGGCCAUAGAAAAGAAUGGUGCAGCACCUAUAGCUUAGGCUCCAGCCUCAUCUUACUGACAGAAGCCAGAUGCACAUCAUGGUGGCAGGUUGUAACUCAAAGAUAAAAUGUUUUGCUGCUAUGCUUUUAUACUGCUAUGAUAUGCACCUUGUGCCUAUUGAUACAGCUGUGGAUCUGGGCCCUGGCAAGUUCCAAUGAUUGAUCCUAACAAUAUUUGAAUGCCUAAUUGUUCUUAAAUUCCAAAAGGCGCAUUAUCUUUUUGAAGACUGAUUCCCGAGACUUAUGUUUUGACUGGGUCCUGUAACCAUUUAGUUUUCUUGCAGGUGACCCUGCUCUCUGCAUUUAUUAAUUAAUUUUUUUUUUAACGAAGUCAGUGUUCUAUGCAAACAGCAUGAUAUACAUUUGUAUGCUCAACUGGUUUCUAAAAUGAUUUUGAUGGUGAUCUGAACAAACUUAAAGUUUUCUUAUUUCAUUUAUUGUAAGAACAAGUUUGCCUAUGCAAAAGUAAACUAUAGUAUUUCACAACAAUGGAGCUGUGUUCGGUAAUGUCACAGUUUGUGUGUUCUUUGAAUAUUUUAUAGUUUUAGACUAUUGGCAGAGUAUGCAUAGCUGUGAUGAUGCUUUUUAGUACAGUAAAAAGAUCUGAAUAAGGAGCAGGGUAACAACUAGGGGGAUUGAGUGUGUUCUUGAAGAAUUAGGAUUUGUGCUGUGUAGUAACUCGGAGGUUCCUGUGUGCCACAUAUCUGGUAAAAUAAGUAUUUGCAGUGCCUUCAAAAGCUGCUUGCUCAUUGUAGGUUAGCUGGUUGGCAUUUUGAGAAAUAAUGUGAUAACAAUAGAGAGGUAACAUAAUUUUAACAUUUUCAUAAUUUAACUAAAGAAGCAGUGAUUUGAUUAAACAUGUUUGGAUAUUAAGAGUAGCUUUUGUGGUGUAAAUUUUCUUUCAAUGAUACUACAAAAGCAUUGGUGAUUUACAAAAAGACCAUAAUGUUGUGAUCCACUGAAAGAGAUAAAUGUAUAAAAACUGUUCUGUAGACAUUUAGAAAAUGUUAAUCUUAUUCAUUGAAGUUAUGCUCAGCAUGUUUUUAUUAUGUUAAUCAGUACUUAGUUAAAUUGUCAAUAUAAAGUAACCCUAUGUUGAAUAUUUAUGAAAAACCUAAAGAAUUUUUACUUUGAUUCCAUGAACAUUCAGAUUCAUCUUUUAAGUUUCCUUUCGUGUGAUCUGUGGACUUUUGAUACCUCAUAGGAAAUCAAAUUAGGUGUAGUUUUAAAGAAGUUAUUGCUGUAGUUUAAAUCUAGUUUGUCUAUUUUAACUCUUAAAAAAUACCUGUCACUGCAACAUGCAUUACAACUCCCAACUAUUGGAGAGGUGACUUUUUUAAAACUGAGGUGUUUGCCACAUCAUGAAUAUACUCUUAACUGACAUUAAUGUGAUUAUGUACAAUAGGAAUAUGUGCACAUACUUUUGAAAUACUCAGGCAAUGAAACGUGAUGAUAAUGUAUAGAGAAAAAUAAAAAAACAAUUUUCUAUAAACGGACAUGUACAUGCUAGUCUUGUUUCUUAAUGUGAUUUUUUUUCUGUUGUAUUUUUUUUUUUGAGGAGUAAUGUCAUGUUUUAGUGAUACGAUUAUUGUGGGGAAAUCAGUAUGAGUUUGUUUUGAUGAACACCAAAGAUGUGUAAUUGUGUACACAACUUUUUUUUUUCCCACUGAAAGACUUGAGGGUUGAUAUAUCUAGUCAAGACAGUUUUCUCUGGGAGAUUUGUUUACGUCAGCUUAUUUCACAGUUUUCAUGCUUUGUGAUUUUUAAAAAUCUUGCUUUCAGAUUUGUGUUCAUGCUAUAUUUUUUUUAUACGAAAGUAAUUUGUGCCUGCAGAGGGUGGAGCAAGAGAUUAAAAAACAGUUUUCUGUCCAUUGUCAGCAGGGGCAAUUAUUUUAUCUUCUUCCUAGCCAAGAUUUUGGUUCUGGCUCUUAAUAGUUUCACAAUUUUUUCAAAAGAAUAUCAAUGUCCUCUAUAUUCUAUAUUGUUAAAAUUCUUCAUAAAAUAAAUAGUCCUGGAAAGGAACAGGGGAAACGAUAAGGAUGGCUAUCAUGAUACAAUAAUCCACUUCAAACGCAUGACUCUUCGGCAACAUUUGUAUCAAGACAAAUUACCAGAUGUUAAGAACUUCACUAAAUCCUAAGGUCUGAUGAUCAUGUACAUUUUAAAUAGCUGUAUUGCAUGCUGGUUUGUAUUUGGUGAUACUGCUUGACUGACAAGCAGGCAUGGAUUGUGCUUUUGCCGUACCUUGUACAUAAGUGUAGCAAGUGGGAGAUGCCAGAGGCAAUGUUGUAUUGAUAAAAGGUAGAUGAUGAUAUGUUAAUAUUUGUAGAAGGAAUAGGUUCACUGCUUCAUAUUAUCUUGAUAUUGUUCUGCAGGAAGAUUUUAUUACAGGUUCUGCUAUUAGCCAUUUAAUGUUGCCUUAUUGUGUGCUGUAAAUUUUUUAAGCUUGCACUUAAUGUUUUCAUGAAAGCUUGAAGAAACUUAUGAGAAUUAUAUUCCUUGAUAAGCAUACCAUAUGCAAAUCUUGUUUGUCUGCUUUUUGCAGUUCAUGAUAAAAGUCUAAAUGAUCUAGAGAAGCCAAAAACAAGCAAACAAAAUAUCCAACAAAUAGUAUUGUCUAAAAGCUGGCCAAAACAACCUAGUAUUAUAAUGGACUAGUUGUCAUUUGGUGCUAAGCUGCAACUUAUUUCUGACAUUUUUCUCAGUCCCAGUCCAUCACAAAGUAUGUCUAUUCAUAGUGAAGUCCCAGUUGUGCAGCUGAUUUGUUUUUUUGUCGCAUGCAUGCAGUUGUGUGCCUAAAGUGAACCAGAAAGGAAGGGAAGAGAGAGAGAGUGCUGGUCCCUGUUCAUGUUGGCUGCUCAUUUGUUUCAUUUUCAUCGUCUGAAGUAUUCAUGUUGCAAUUUAUUUUCAAUUAUAACCAGGCAAAUAGUUUGCAAAUUCUUGUCCUGAAGCUGUACAGAAAUCGUUAAUUUCUGAGGAAAGAAGCUUUUUUGUUUUUAUGGACUAAUGUUGUGUUCAAAUUGUAUUUCAUUAUCAGAUUAAUUAGAAUAAAACAAUUGCAAGCUGUGCAACAAAACCAAUUAUAACUGCAGCAGGCAGUAAGCUUCCCUCAGGUACAUUUACGUGACAUCUUGGACUAGUGUUUUAAACUGUAGGGUCUCACCAUAUUGUUGUCUUCUCACACUUAUAUGACUGCAAGGGUCUUAGUAACUGAAGCAGUCACACAAAAAAAAAAUCUUGUUGCAUAUGUUGCAACAGGCCUUCAUAUACAGUUGAGUGCUAUAUUUAUCUCAUGAUGGCAGCUACUAUUCUUUCUCCACUGGAUUCAGCUCACUUACCAAUGCGAGGACAUUUUCCUGGAUAAUCUAUAACCUUUAUUCAUUGCAUGUAAGUUAUUUUUGUAACUUUCACAAAGAUAAAUGGUUCAUGUGAACUUUGGGUUUGAGUGGUGUGCUUUGCUUAAUCUAUUUCUGUACCCCAGAUCAGAGUUACAUUUCUUUAAUUCGUCUGUUUUAUCAUUGAAAGACAAUUUUAAAUUGCAAGUGCUUGUAUUUAGUUCAUAGUAUAUGUAGAUCUCAUUAUGUCUUGUUUAUCAUGUUUCCAAAACCUGUGGUAUUAAAUGGUGGUAUUAAGAAG
Pomacea canaliculata is the source of this 7843-nucleotide messenger RNA. Its product is annotated as tyrosine-protein phosphatase non-receptor type 14-like. Gene Ontology annotation, biological process: protein dephosphorylation. Gene Ontology annotation, cellular component: cytoskeleton. Gene Ontology annotation, molecular function: protein tyrosine phosphatase activity. The record is from RefSeq and is a predicted model, not a curated record. The transcript has 21 exons. Lineage: Eukaryota; Metazoa; Mollusca; Gastropoda; Architaenioglossa; Ampullariidae. Bases 173 to 3958 code for a protein of 1261 amino acids.